AUGGGGGGUUCGGGGCGUGCACUCAGCCUUGGCCACCGGGCGGGAGCGCGGUUGCACGGCACCGGCCCUCCGCACCGCUCCGCGCCUGCUCCGCGCCUGCGGGCUCGCUGUGCGGUGGGACCGAGAGCCUGGGGCUGCGGGGAGCAGAGGCUGGAGCGGGCGGGGCGGAGGAAGGCGGGGGGCUCUGACUGCCGGGCUGCGACUACAGCGGGAACCGUUCAAAAACGGGCGUGCUGCCCGGGGCCCGGCACACGGCGCUUCCAGCCCCGCUAUGCACGCACUGGCCGGGCCGCGGGCGCCGGCUUCGAGCCCGUCGCCUCUCCCCGCUUCAGCCGGCCGAGGAAAGGCUCCUUAGGCUCGAGCCAUUUGCAUUUCCCACCAGCUGCUCACUUCAGCCGCUCCGGCUCCGAGGGGGCCAGAGCCCGCUGCCGCCCUGCGCGGAGAAAGAAAGGCGCGGAGAAAGGCGCGGAGCAGCGGGCGGCCCCGCUCCGCGGCCGCGCUGCCAAGGCGGGCGCCGCAGUCUUCCCUGUCCAAAACAGAGAGAGCCUGGGGGUUGCGGGAAAGAUCCGCAACGGCGCGAGCAGUUUGCUUUCACCGGGGAAACACAAGUGCGGGGUGGGAGCUGGAAGUCCCGCUCGCUCCCGCUCCUCCUUCGGGUGCGCGGGGAAGCAGGAUUUCACCUGGCAGACGCUCCCAAGGACAGAAAUGCCGUUAGCCAAGGACACAGAUUUUUUUUUCUCCCUAGAAAAACUUCCAGACGAUUUCAUUUCUUGCAACCCCCUCCGCUUGCUGUGGCAACCACUGAGGCGUCUCUUUCAAAGGGCUUUUCCGUGCACGCCUGGAAGCGGGACCCUUGCGGGGGGGCUGGGUGGAGGGGCGAAGGGAAGCAGGGGAAGCAACGGAAUACAGAAAAGUUUGGGCUCUGGGAACUGGGUGUGCAGUGGAGGACCACAUAAACGGGAAACUUUCGGCUGCAAGAAGGGGACGGGAGUGGUAGUGCCGGAGAGAGGAUUUUUGAUCCGUUCUCUCCGUCUUCGGUGCGAGUAG
Molecule: messenger RNA, 1047 nt
Organism: Chaetura pelagica (chimney swift)
Lineage: Eukaryota; Metazoa; Chordata; Aves; Apodiformes; Apodidae
Exons: 5
Coding region: 1-1047 (348 amino acids)
Source: RefSeq, a predicted model, not a curated record